UGUCCCUGGGUGUCCCUGGCUGUCCCUGGGUGUCCCUGGGUGUCCCUGGGUGUCCCUGCAGUGGGAGGAACCCGGAUAACUCAGGGUUCUCCUUGCUGCUCUGCUGCCCCGGCAGCGCCGUGAUGCCACCGAGGCUUGCACAAACUUUCCAGCUGUGGGAAUGAAUCCUUUAAAUAGAAACACAGGGAGGGGGAGGAAAAGCAAAGCACAGAGGGCAGGCUCAGGUCCUGGAGCAGGUCUGUGUGAGACAGGCCCAGCACACGUUGUUCUGGCUGCCUGCAGUGAGCUCUGCUGACGCUGUGGGGGUGCUUGGGCUGUCCUGCUGCUUCUCUGCAGGUUCCAGCCUUGGAGAAACCUCCCCCCAGUGUCCCUGCCCGUGGAGGGGGUUGGAAUGAGUUGAUCUUUGAGGUGUCCUCCAGCCCAAACCGCUCUGGCACUCCAUGAGCCGGUGUCUGAUUUUCAAUUUGUGACUCUGAUUUGGGAUCUGCUGCCCAUGAGAUGCUCAGGUGGCCUCCUCUAAGGCUUGAACAAGGUCUUGGUCGUCCUCAGAAACACCAGCCUGCCAAACCCCACCCCUCCAAAAAGUAAACCCCAAACCUGCAGAGAUACAGGCUGAGUGUGAAACGGGUGUGCAGGAGGCCCUGAAGUCCUUUACAAGGUCCUGGAUGUUUUUCUGACAUAGCCUCAUCUUGCCAGGGAAUUUUUCAUAAAACACAGCGUGUCCUGCUCUUGCUUUGUGCAACAAAAAACCUCUAAAACCUCUGUUGUGUUAUUUGUGUGCAAACACACUCAACACACACGUGUUUUCUGUGAAAUCCCAUCUGCUGAACUCCCCUUGCUGAGGAAGAUCAGGAGUUUUGGGGACUCUCUGAAACCUCUUUGCUCUGCAGGAUGACUGUGUGGAAACUCUGCUCUAUCUUUCUUAUCAAUGCCUGUGUCUUUUUUGGAAAGCAAAUGGAACAAAAGCAGUACCUGGGCUUUGUGUCGUCUCCAGAAGAGCCAGACCAGUUUGCUGCUGGGAGAUUCAUGGAAUCUCCUCAGCUGGAAGGGACCCACCAGGAUCAUCAGUCCAACUCCUGGCCUUGCACAGGACAAUCCCAAAAAUCAAACCGUGUGCCUGAGAGAAUUGUCCAAAUGUCUCUUGAGCAGAGGCACAGCCAGGAGCUGGGACAGGACAUUUUUCAAGCCUGCAGCUUCUCCAGCCCGGUUUCAGACCCUCCUUCCCCCAGAGCAGCCCCAGAGUGGUGGCUCCAAAGGCUCAGCUUUUCCCUUUGUGAUGCUAAACAUCAAGGAAGGGAUAAUCAAAUUAUUUCCACACGAUUACAUGGACGAGUGCACGGAGCACCCCGGAGAGAUUUGUCCUUUGUCCCUUCCCGAGGGCCACUGGAUCUCUCAGAGAGGCCAAACACCUCUCUGGAUGCUGAGCAGGGAGAUGGGAGGGGUGAUUUGGCCACCCUGGGUCGCCUUUUUGAUCGCUCCUGGACCUGCUCCCCUGGUUCCCACCGUGACAGCGAUGUCUCUCCCAUCUCUUUCUCCUCUCUGCAGAGUUUUUAGGGCGCUGCCCCCUGAUCCCCCCUGGGGGAGAUCCCCCCAGGCACCCCCGUUCCAGGGCACAGCCCGUGGGGAGCAGCUGCUUCCCGGCUGGAGCCAGCGCUGCCGGGGCUUGCGCAAUUCUGGGAUGAAUCAGCAGCACAUCUGGGCUCCUGAUGAGGCUGCACAGUCACAUUUUCCCCUCCAUCCCCGCCCGAUGAGCUCUGGAGCCCCGGGAAGGCAGCGAUCCAGCCCGGGCUGCCUGGCUGGGAGGCGGGAGGGAGAGGAAGCCGGGCUGGCUUUGCCUUGCAGGGGAAAUAUUAAACGCUGCCAUCAAAUAACUGGGUCAUGUCCCUGUGUCUUCCUGAGCCGGGCUGAGAAGCCAGGGCUGUGUUCUCAGCCUGCUUUUAGCUUCCCUGUGCCCUGGACUUGGGCGUGGAGGGGAGACUCCGCUCCUCCUGCUCUGCUUUGA
Parus major (Great Tit) is the source of this 2002-nucleotide messenger RNA. RefSeq lists its product as uncharacterized. The transcript is spliced from 2 exons. Bases 929 to 2002 code for a protein of 357 amino acids. The record is from RefSeq and is a predicted model, not a curated record. NCBI's taxonomy places the organism in Eukaryota, Metazoa, Chordata, Aves, Passeriformes, Paridae.